CUGCUGAAUCGUGUGUUGUGCGUCGGGUUUGUUUUAGCCCUUGGAUUUGUUGUUCCCUUAAUUUUCCACGUUCCAAUCGCACAUAUUUAAGCAAGAUGGCAUACGACGCGGCGCACGAUGAUGGGCCCGGCUUCGUGGGUAUUCGAUUCUGCCAAGAAUGCAACAAUAUGCUGUACCCGAAAGAGGACAAGGAACACAAAAUUCUCCUCUACGCAUGCCGGAACUGUGAUUACAAGCAGGAGGCCGACUCAAACUGCAUCUACGUAAACAAAAUUAUGCACGAAAUUGAUGAGUUGACGCAUAUAGUUCCGGAUGUAAUAUCUGAUCCCACCCUUCCACGGACAGAAGAGCACGCGUGUCCUAAGUGUUCCCACCGAGAAGCCGUUUUCUUCCAGGCACAAACCAGACGAGCGGAAGAGGAAAUGAGACUGUACUACGUCUGUACAAAUCCAUCCUGCUGCCACCGGUGGACUGAGUAAAACGCGUUACCCGAGCAUCGGUCUUACUAUUGUCCUGAAGCCGCUGACCUUUCUUUUCGAUACUGUAAAAAUAAACAAAACAAUCUGAUUUCCUUUACCCAAACGAUUGGUGAUGCGACUUCAGUUAGCAAACUUUGCAGCGAGUCAAAUUGUAUUGUAUUGUAACAAUAUUUCAAGUAUCUCCUU
Molecule: messenger RNA, 665 nt
Organism: Anopheles cruzii
Lineage: Eukaryota; Metazoa; Arthropoda; Insecta; Diptera; Culicidae
Gene: RpII15
Product: DNA-directed RNA polymerase II subunit RPB9
Exons: 3
Coding region: 96-479 (127 amino acids)
Biological process (GO): maintenance of transcriptional fidelity during transcription elongation by RNA polymerase II; transcription initiation at RNA polymerase II promoter; transcription-coupled nucleotide-excision repair
Cellular component (GO): RNA polymerase II, core complex
Molecular function (GO): zinc ion binding; nucleic acid binding; DNA-directed RNA polymerase activity
Source: RefSeq, a predicted model, not a curated record